Molecule: messenger RNA, 135 nt
Organism: Scutellospora calospora
Lineage: Eukaryota; Fungi; Glomeromycota; Glomeromycetes; Diversisporales; Gigasporaceae
Source: the annotation of a GenBank genome assembly
GCUCUAAUAGGAAUUCAGACUCUAAUAGAAACUCAGGCUCUAAUAGAAAUUCAGGCUCUAAUAGGGAUUUAGGUUCUAAUGGAGAUUUGGAUUCUAAUAAGGAUUUAGAUUCUAAUAGAGAUUCAGAGAAUUCAA